Messenger RNA from Calliphora vicina (urban bluebottle blowfly), 3484 nucleotides. RefSeq names its product zinc finger protein 729-like. Gene Ontology annotation, biological process: regulation of transcription by RNA polymerase II. The transcript has 5 exons. Gene Ontology annotation, molecular function: zinc ion binding; DNA-binding transcription factor activity, RNA polymerase II-specific; RNA polymerase II transcription regulatory region sequence-specific DNA binding. Gene Ontology annotation, cellular component: nucleus. The record is from RefSeq and is a predicted model, not a curated record. Lineage: Eukaryota; Metazoa; Arthropoda; Insecta; Diptera; Calliphoridae. Bases 71 to 3436 code for a protein of 1121 amino acids.
UAUGUGCUUGUGAAAAAUAUACAAAUAAUUUUAUUUAUUUAUGAAAAUAAGAAAAAUAUAGUCGAUUAAAAUGUCUUUGGCUACAUUAUGUCGAUUAUGUGUGUGCCCUUUCCACGAUUGCAAGCAAUUAUUUGAUGAAAACGGUCAGUGCAAUGAUGCCUAUGAUAUAGCCACCAAAUAUUUUGACCCAAUGUUAUUAAAUUCCGAACAAGAAUUGAAUUCACCAGUUAUAUGUGCAGAAUGUUGGCAGCACAUCAGUGACUUUUAUAGUUUCCAACAGUCUGUGUAUACGGCACAAUCCAAGUUGGAGGAUGUUAAGCAAAUUGUACCAAUAAUUAAACUAGAGGAAGAACUAAUAGACGAAACAGCUAUAGCAAGCAGUGACCCACAAAGUGAUGCUUUAGUGAAUGAUGAGCUUAAAGAUGAAGAACACAUAUCCGAUGUAGAUACGUUCGAUAUAAGAGAUGACAAUCCCUUUAGUUCAGAUGAUGAGAGACCCCUAUUAGAAAGUAUCAAGAAAGUUACCAGGAAAAAGACAGCUUCGAAGAGAAGUGCUAAUAAAAAGGAUGCAUCCGGAGAAAGCACAGAAAAGGCUAAAACGCCACCAAAGAAAAAAGAAAAACGUAUUAAAAAAGGCACCAAAAGCAAAACAAAGGCAAAAGCUACUGAUAACGAAAUAAAGGCAGAAGCGUCUGAAGAUCCCAAUGAUUCAGCUAAUAAUAAUGAACAAAGUGGCAGCCAAAAUGAAAACGCCUCAUCCAGUGACAAAAUAAGUUACAAUAAACAAAGAACAUUGGAGAAUGAUGCGUAUAUAGCUGCCUGGCGUAGUGAGUUGGAAUGUGAAAUAUGUCAUGCCUCAUUUUCGAACUAUACUCUGUUACGUAAACAUUUUGUCCAAGAACACCCGGGAGAAAAAUUCUAUGUACUAUGUUGUCAACGGAAAUUUACCCAUCGUUUUCAUAUAGUAGAACACAUACGCCUACAUAUGGAUCCCAACGCCUUUAAAUGUGAAAUAUGUGGUCGUUGUAGUACCAACAGCAGAAACUUAACUAAACAUAUACGAGAAUUGCACACUGAGGAGGGAAAACUGCGUCCUUUCGAGUGUUCAGUCUGUCACAAGUCUUUCAUAAACAAGACAGUAUUAAGAAUUCACAUGGAAACGCAUGAAACGAAUCUUACCCACAUAUGUAAGGAGUGCGGCAAAGGAUUUCCCUCCGAGCAAAGGCGAAAUCUACACGAAAAAUCAGUGCACAAUGCUGAUCGAAUUUGCGAUCAGUGCGGCAAAACAUUGCAUGGCCCAUAUGCUCUCAAGAAGCAUCUACUGGAACAUGCUGGCGUGCAAAAGCGUAAAUGGCCCUGUGACCAAUGUGGUGCCGAAUUGCACUCACAUUCUAGUUUAAAAAGACACAAGCUCAUUACACAUCACGAUGGUUCCACAGUGUACGUAUGCAGUGAGUGUGGUAAAGUUGCAACUACGGAAAUGGCAUUACGUAGUCACAAGAAGAAUGUUCAUCAAACUGAGCGCAAAUUCAAAUGUACAAUAUGUGAGAAAAGCUUUAAGUUUGCCAUAGUGCUACGCGAACAUAUGGCUACACAUACAGGCGAAGAUCUCUAUCAAUGUCCACAUUGCACGAAAACAUUCAAGACCAAUGCCAAUAUGCACCAUCAUCGUAAGAAGGCACAUCCUAAAGAGUGGGCAGAGGCUCGUAUGAAUAAACCACAAUCGACAAAGGUUGAUUUUAAUCUGGUACAAAAUGAAGUCGCUGAAAAAUUUAAUAGUUUUAGCUAUCACAACAACAACGUCAUGUGCACUUUGUGUCGCUUAUGUCUAUGUCCAUUCCAAGAUGAUUGUAAAGAAUUAUUCGAUGCCAGUGGGCAAUGCAAUGAUGCAUACGACAUUGCCAGCAAAUAUUUUGAUCCAAUGUUAUUGAUUUCUGGCCAAGAACAGAACUCUCCAAUUCUAUGCUCAAUUUGCUGGCAGCAUAUUCAGGAUUUCUAUUGUUUCCAGCAAACUGUCUUUGAGGCUCAUUCAAAAUUGGUAGAUGAAAAUGAAAUAAGCUCGGUUGUUAAAGUCGAAGUCGAACAUAUUGAGGAAAAACCGCCAACACCAACUGAUAGCCUAUCCGAUAAGGAACUCAAACAAGAAACACAUAGUUCUGUCAUAGAAAACUAUGAUUUAGAAGAUAAAGAUAUUACAUUUAGUUCGGAUGACGAAAGACCUUUGUUGGAAAGUUUUCAGCAGUUUAGAAAGAAACCUACUGUUAAAAUAAAAUCCAAAGAAACAGUGUCUUUGAUCAAGAGCAAAACUCGAAAGAAACGAGACGGAAGUCGUAAACAGCCAAAGUUAGAAGCCACAGAUUGUACAUUAAAAUCAGAGCUAUCAAAUGAUUCCAAAUUAUCGGAUAAUAAUGACGAUACGUUUAACACAAGCGAUAAAUCAGAUUCUCAGCAAAAAACACUAGAAAAUGAUGCGUUUAUAGCGGCUUGGAGAAAUGAAUUGGAUUGCGUUAAAUGUAAUGCUACAUUUAUGAAUUUUACUUUACUGCGCAAACAUUUUCUUAAAGAUCAUUCAGAUGAAAAGUGCUAUAUUGUAUGUUGUGAUCGCAAAUUUCGUAGCAGGUAUCACAUAGUCGAGCAUAUACGCUUACAUAUGGAUCCAAAUGCAUAUCGCUGUGAUGUAUGUGGUAGAUGUAGUACCAACAGUAGAAAUUUGGCCAAACAUAUUAAAGAACUACACAGUGAGGAGGGUAAACAGCGUAGCUUGGAGUGCCCGACUUGUUUAAAGAUUUUGGCCAAUAAGAAUUCAUUGAGAGUUCACAUGGAAACGCAUGAGACCAAUUUAACAUACAUUUGCCGGGAAUGUGGCAAGGGUUUCCCUUCCGAACAAAAACGCACACUACACGAACGUUAUGUUCACAAUGCCACACUUAUUUGUGAUCAGUGCGGCAAAACACUACAUAAUCACUAUGCCAUGAGACAACAUCUUCUGCAGCAUGCCGGUGUUCAAAAACGUAAAUGGCCCUGUGAUAUGUGUAAUGCAGAAUUGAAUUCACGCUCCGGCCUGAAACGCCAUAAACAGCUUAUACAUCAGGAUGGCUCUACCGUGUAUGUCUGCAGUGAUUGUGGUAAAGUUGCUACCACCGAAAUAGCUCUUCUAACGCACAAACGAAAUGUACAUCUAUCGGGACGCAAACAUAAAUGUACACUCUGCGAUAAAGCCUUUAAAUUUCCUAGAGUUUUGAGGGAGCAUAUGGCAACGCACACAGGUGAAGAUCUGUAUCAGUGUCCCCAUUGUGAAAGAACAUUUAAGACAAAUGCCAAUAUGCAUCAUCAUCGUAAGAAGGCGCAUCCUCAGGAAUGGGCGGAGGGCCGAUUAAAUAGACCUCAAGUAACAAAAGUUGAUUUUAAUUUGGUGCAAAAUGAAAUUGUUAUAUAAGUUAAAAAUUAGUAGUAUAAUAUGUAUAAUAAAAUUUAUAAUACUGCA